CCGGGGUAAUGAAUAAACAGUUCCAUGAGCCAGGAUUCCUAUAUGCAUGUCCUCUUUCCAGCUGGAGCUUUAUUUUUUCCCUCUACUCUCAUUUCUAGGCCCAAAAUCAGGUUAACGUUUUAUAAGGAGCUUAGCGCAGAGGGCCACAGCGCGCCACCAAUGUAAUAGAGUGUCCCUCCCUCUCCCUCGCUCACACAUUCUCAUCUGCCCUCCUUUCUCUUUGUGCAUUUGCCUAUCCUGUCAUGCAGUGAUCUCUUCCUCUUCUCUUUCAUUUAUUUCUCCCUGCACGUUUUUUUUCCGCCUCUCGCCGCUUUGCCUCUGCAUCUGCAGAUGUGGACGGCCCGGUUCUGAGCCCUGAGACGUUUGGGCUGGGACACGGCCGGGAGCACCGUGUGGAGAGGGCGACUAACAGGAGGGGGUGAAGCCCAGCUGCCCGUGCAGUCCCUGAGCACCAUCCCAAUGGAGUAUUUCUCUGGAGAUAAAGAAGGGAGCCCAGAUUACAUUCCAAAACAUGAAAAGCCCAAGCGUAAAUCCCUCAAAGCCCGUCUCUUCAGGAUGAGCAAGAGAACAGGUGAUGAAUCCCCCAAACUCAGCCAGUCAGCCAGUGACAUCACUGCCGGAGAGGGACUGGAUUCAGACGAUGAUUUGGAAUCCUCUGAGGUCAUGAUGGGAUCGCGAGCAUUGUCCCAUGAGAGCAUCUUCUUGGCUGAUGAGGCUCAGACAGACACUGAACCAACCAGGAUUUUAUCCCAAGAAAAUGUUCACAGCAAGAUCAAAGCUCUGCAAAUGAAGCUUCAGCUGCAGAAGAUGCAUUUCGGACCACCGACCAUGGCUCUGCCAGUAAGAAAUCCAGAGGGAGGCCAUUCAGAGGACAGCAUUCACUGGGACUCCCAUGAUACCUCAGGAGGGGGCAUCACGCUCACCAAGACAACAUCUCAGCCAGCCUCUUGUUCACUUUCACCCAUCUUAAAAUUUGCACCAAACAAAUCGCUGCCCCCAACUCCAUCCCAUCCAUUUUCCCUUCCUGGCCCCUUAAAUUCUUCUUCUUCUAAUGUCGAGGCUCCAUUAGACUUUAGCAAGCCGGUAAAAUACACAAGAUGCUUAGAUAAUUCUGCUGCCCGCCAUCGGAUGUCUGUUAAACCCAAAAACCAGAGAGCCACCACCAAGAGAAAACCCUCAUAUGUGGGUCAGCGCAGUUCCUUCCACACCAUAAACAACACUGACCACCAAGACUCUAUUAAAGGGAAAAAGCAAGAGCUUCAUGCUGAAGAGGAACUGUUGGUCACAUUUGAGGAAGCACCUAAAAACCCCAUCCAGGCUCUUCCUCAGACAGGAGCAUCCCAGGCACCAUGGGCUACGUCUCACAGCCCUGUGGAUCCAGUACCCAGUGGACGGCCAAACUUGUCCUUUAUAGAGGCUGAAAUAAAGGGAAAAAAAGAUUCUGACAUGGAGAAGCGUGUAAUAUACCAUGACAAGACAAAUACCCUUAAAAAGGCUGAAAUGACUGACCAGCUGACCACCCCUGACCAGUUCUCUUCUACCCUUGGCUCUGUGGUGGCAUCCAGGCUUGGGGCUGUUAACCAGCACCUUCAGGAUGAGGAUGAAACUACAAGAGGAAUAAAAAGACCAGUUGCUGGAUCUGGUUCGUUCCAUUCUUCUGCAAACACAUCGAAAAAACGACAUGGGGAAAGACCUCAGUCCGGCAGCUUUUCGGGAGAGCUGGAACAGACUGAAACAAGGCUUAAGGUGACUGGGGAAACAGAGGAGAAGAACAUAAAGGAGAGACAGGAACUUAGAAGCACCCUACGCAAAGCUAACUCCUCUGCUGUGGGAGGACCAAGACAAGAGGGGGCGCCAACCAAAAUCCCAGCCGUUCCAUGGGACAGGAAGGAAAGUCUGAAAAAGGUUGAGUUAGUGGCACCAUCUAAAAACAUACCCACAGAUACAGGCGCUUUAGAGGCAGUGGAGGUGGACGGCAGCCAGGAGCAGGUAGAGGAAGCUGAGGAAGCAAGAGAAGUUCAGGAGGAAGAAGGAAAGACGGCGUUUGGCGUUAAACUGCGUGCCACAUCUCAGUCGGUGAGAUUACGGUCUGAGACCGCCACCAAGCGCCAUUCAAGGACAGAGCAGAGCGAGGACCAAACUGACACACAGAAAUAUCAAGAAAAAAGUGAGAAUGUCAAAAAGAAUUCUGAAAGGUUUCCAGGAAGCACAUCUAGUGCAGUCAGACCAACAGAUCCAGUCACAUCUGGCAACCACCCUCCAGUAAAGCAUAAUGCUCCCCUUUCCAGUCUGAACACAAAGGUCACAGAAGCCAAAACAAGCUGUUCAAAUCAGAAAGAGGCAGGAACUGCAAUUAAGGAGCCUGAGUCAAGCGCCCAAAGUUCCUCAUCCGAAGCGUCCUGGAUUAGUUUAGCGAUGGAAAAGACCAGGAGCCUCCAACAGCUUUUCACUAGCAGAUUUCCAAGAGAUUUUACAGGUGCCCAAACAGCUGCCCAACCUCAAGCACAUGUGCAGCCCACCAAUCAAACCGAGGAGUCUGGGCCUGCAAAGCAAGCAUCAGUGAAUAUAGUGAUAGAGGAAUCGUUUCAAAGCAGAGGUCAGGCACAGACUGUCAAACUACCAACAGCGGCAACGCACCAGAAGACAGCAGAGAUGUCUCCUCUAAGCUCAAGAGAAUCCCAAAUAUCAAAACAACCCUCCGACGACCAGGCACAGACAAACAUAACUCAGCCUGUCUCACAGUCAGUGUCUCCUGCAGCUGUUCAGACCGUCCCAUGGACCACUCAGUCUCCCUUACGGUCUUCUUCACAAACAGCAACGACAUCUAACUUUGCACAAAGGAAUACCUCACAGUCUCAUGCGCAGGCUAACCUCUCCUCUGGCCAGCAGCAACCCUCUUGGAGCAAUCGAGGUGUCCAGCCUGCCACCCAGCUCAAGCCCACAGCUGCAGCUUCGGUCUCACCAGCUGCAGCUCAUACUUCAGGCUCAGCCUUGGAGAGUGCAGAAAAAGAGGCCACCUUGCAAAAAGAGGUUCCGUCACUCUCUAUCAGACGAGCAGUUUGGACCGGUUCAGUGACCGACCGGGCGGCUUUUAUGGAGAAACGGGGAGAGGGGGCCACGACACCUAUACUCAAGGGGGUGGAACUGAGAAAAGCACAAAUAGAAAUGCAAACAUCAGGUGAUGCCCCCUCCUCCCCAAAAAACACACCCGUAAACAAAGAUUCAGUGGAUGGAAGACAAGAGGUGAAACCUGCAGAAUCCAGUCCCACCAAAGUUCUAGAAAGGCUAGAAAAGCUGCGAGAAGAGAAAUGGUUGCAGAAAAAUGUGGGGUCCUCUUCGCCACCGCCAUCACCACCCACACAGCCAUCGGUGUUGCAGUCGAUGUCCGACAGCAGCCAGCCGUCCUGGAUGGAACUGGCCAAGAGGAAGUCAAUGGCUUGGAGUGAUAAGACCAUGGACUAAAAAAUGAAAAACUGAAUUAUACACAAUAAGUGUGAAAAUGAAAAUGACCCAAAAUAAAUGGAAUAAUUUUCUAUUUACAAGAAAAUACUUAUUCAGGUUGAUGUGUUGAAUGUCAGGUGGGGCUAUCAGAUGGAUGGUAAUACUAUUUUUUACCCUGUUGUGGUUUUGUUUAAUUUGUAGUGUGAGACACUGAAAGAGGCAGGGUUUAUGUUUAAAAAUUCAGCUUUAUCCUCUAUUGAAAUACAUCUUGAGGUGAUUCAGCCCUUCACUGCUGUAAAAAAGUGAAUGUCAAAGAACACAUUUUCUAAUAUUGAUUUUUGUUGCCAUCUUGUUAGAAAUUGGUAUGGCCAAGGAAAAAGAUAUUAAAUCACUAAAUUACAUUUCAGAGUUUCAUUCAUUCUCUGCCAUUAUGUGGAAGAUGACCGGGUGCAUAGAAAAAUGGGGAUUUCAACAGAGGUAUUCAUUCAUUGUCUACACCACUUCUUAGUAGGAUCGUGGGGGCUGGAGCACACAGCUGACACUGAAAGAGAGGGAUGUAAUCUGUUUCAGUGACCAAUAUGUCAUUUCACUGGUCUAAAGCUCCACCUACAGGGGAAAUCUGGGAACUUCCCUCAGCUUAAUAGCUUUACAAUAAACAUGAUCAUGGAGCUGAAGUUUCAAUGAUCAUCCGAAACCUUUGAUAGGCGUUUUUUCCUCAGGUGUAAAGAAGGAAACAAUGAUGGUAAAAUUCUAUAGAGAUGUUUUGGUCUGGAGAUACUCAGCAAGGCAGACUACACACAUUGUUGCAGCUCUAUGUGAAAUGUGUGCACUGUAAAGCCACUAUGUGCUUUUCCUGUGAUCUCAAAUCCAGGUCUAAAAAAAUUAAAAUGGAAUCAUAAAGGUGUUUUCAAUUAUAUGACUAUGUACUGAGGAGAUUAUGACUGUGAUGGGUACAUGAAUAAGGUUUAGAAUUUUCAGCCGAUUCAAUUCAUGAGCCCCACACACACACACACACAAAAACAAAUACGUAAAAAUUUGAGAUAUUUCUACAGAUACCAAUGUAGUUUAAUACCCAUCCCCAGCAAUACACUAAACUUCUCCACUAUUAUUUGUGUGAUGAAGUGUCCAAAAAAAGAGUAGCAGCAGGUCGAUUAUGAAAUUGCCUUCUUUGGUGAAUCAGUAGAGGUCGCUGUGGAAGUUUUACCCUGCACCAAAACGUCCCGUUGUUACAAAAGCGAGUUUGUAAACAUAAGCGGGAGUGGACGAGGACGACCAUUCGCCCAGCUCAAUGACAUGAGGUCCUGUUACUUUCCCUUGGCAGUGUUUGCCAGCAUUCUGUGUCUAAGUCAAAGCUACAGACUUAGGAGCUCCGUGUCCUGGGUCGUGUCUUCCAAUGAUGUUGAUGUAGAGGACGGGGACCUGUCGGAGGAAGCCGCUCCGGCCCUGCUGGUGGACGGCGCGGCGCUGUGGAAAGCGAACGUCCUCGGAGACAGCUUGGAGACCCCCGGGGAGAAAAACAAUGCCGACAGAAACGAUGCCGUGAAACGGCCCUCUCGUUUGUUCUCGUACCGUUUAGAAAAGCUGAAGUCUGGAGGAGUCUCUCCUCCUCCGCACCAGGAGACCGCUAAGACUGCUAGAUAUAUAGCACAUUACAGCGACUGGGGACACCUGGCUACCAUUUCUACACAGGAUAAGAUCAAAGGUAUCCCCUUUGGCAACAUCUUCUCUGUCAGCGAUGGGCCGCUGGACAACAGCACGGGAGUCAUGUAUUUCUACAUGACUCCAAUGGACUACACUGUGGCAGACCUGGAAAGUAACCCUUAUGCUUCCCUCACCUUCUCUGAAGCCGAGGGAGACUUCUGCAGGCAAAUGGUGUAUGAUCCUGAGGAUCCCAGAUGUGCUCGACUCACUCUAACAGGGAAGAUGGUGAAGGUGGGUCCAGAGGAGCUCGCUUUUGCAAAGGAGGCAAUGUUCUCAAGACAUCCCGUGAUGGAAAAGUGGCCAGUGGGACAUAAGUGGUUCUUCAUGAAGAUGGAUUUGAUUCAAGUAUGGCUACAGGAUUGGAUCGGGGGAGUAUCACUUAUACCUCUGGAGGACUACUUUAAAGCUACACCAUUUUGAGGUCCUCUACUUUCUCACAGCAUCAGCCUACAAAUCCAGAUUAUUUCAGCUGUUUUUGCUGUACAUGAAAUGAACAAAGUAAUGACUGACACAGAACGUAUUCAUUUUUAUCAAACCUUUAUUCUUUUUUUAAUGAUUAAUAGAAAGAGAGAACAACAUUCACACUCUCCUUCUUUACUCCUUCAGCUUUGCUAACAAUGCAACAUAAGUAAAAACAGGUUCUGUGGUUGAUGCAUGAAUGUAUUUAGUCUGUUCACUAAUUGAAUUAGUUUCAUGGGUUUGCACUGGGAUAGGUUUGCCGUGUCAAAAAAAUAAAUAAAUUUGUUAUCAGACUGUUUCUGAGAAUUUCUGCUAGUUUUUUAUUU
Molecule: messenger RNA, 5927 nt
Organism: Menidia menidia (Atlantic silverside)
Lineage: Eukaryota; Metazoa; Chordata; Actinopteri; Atheriniformes; Atherinopsidae
Source: the annotation of a GenBank genome assembly